Molecule: messenger RNA, 1800 nt
Organism: Aethina tumida (small hive beetle)
Lineage: Eukaryota; Metazoa; Arthropoda; Insecta; Coleoptera; Nitidulidae
Gene: Set8
Product: N-lysine methyltransferase KMT5A-B
Exons: 4
Coding region: 236-1294 (352 amino acids)
Molecular function (GO): histone H4K20 methyltransferase activity; protein binding
Source: RefSeq, a predicted model, not a curated record
CACGUACACCAAAAUUUUUCAAGUCCGUGAAGAAAAGAAGCUUCGAGUGUAGAGCUUCUUUCGCCCGGAAUUCUAUGAAUUAUCGUCGCGAAACUUGCGUAAAAUGUCAAUAGCGUUCGGUCGGAUUGUGUUGUUCGUUUUGGUUUUGUGAAGUGGUCGAGUUUUAAUUGAUUGUGUUUCUUGUUUGAGUGUCAACGGUUUCCUGGUCGGUGGUUACGGUUGGUGUUCAGCGAAAAUGGUGCGAGGUCGUAGAGUACGGGCGGUGGUGACGUGCGGUCGCAACGACGACUGUUGCUCCCCGAAUCCCAAAAGGAAGGACCAAAAAGUUAACCAAAAUGCCAAAUUGUCGGUUAACGUAACGCCAACAAAGACCCGCACAAUAACCGAGUUUUUCCAAGCAGUCUGUGACAUAGACAUACAAAAUGUUGACAUGAAGGAAGUCACUGAAGAGAUCAAAUCAUUGAGGACAACAAGGCGGAAAGGGUCACCCACAAAACUGAUAUUAAGUGAGAGAGAUGCCACUGAAGUUUUAUUCAUGUGUGAAUCUAAAGUUUUAAACAACAAUUGUCCAACAACACCAAUCAUGAAGCCUUUAAAAAAUUCAUACAUAGAUCUAAAAUCACCGCCGACGCCUCACAGAAUCGAACUGCGUCCUGAAGUAAUUGAAGAACCACCAAAAGAUGACGCAGUCGUACCAGAAAAGCCGAAAGUCGCAAAGAAACUGAAUGUAAACCAAGAACAGAACAAACAGAAGAAGGAAAAGGAAACAGAAAAGCUCACCGAUUUCUUCCCGGUUCGUAGAUCGGUACGCAAGACGAAAAAAACAGUGUUGGAAGAAAAGCAGAGAUCAUUAGAAUGUGCAGUGAGAAGCGGCAAAGAGGAUGGCCUGGAGGUGUGCAGUUUUGAGGGCAAAGGACGUGGCGUUGUGGCCGCCAGGAAUUUCGAGAAGGGCGAAUUUGUCGUCGAGUAUGCUGGGGAUUUGAUUGAUUUGAUUGAGGCGAAGCGACGUGAGGCCAAGUAUGCCUUGGAUCAAAACGCUGGCUGCUACAUGUAUUAUUUUAAGUUCAAUGGGCAGCAGUAUUGUAUUGACGCAACGGCAGAGUCUGGAAAACUGGGAAGGCUGGUGAAUCAUUCACGCAACGGUAACCUGGCCACAAGGACGAUUUUGUUGGAUAAUGUGCCCAGAUUGGUCCUCAUUGCCAAAGAAGACAUUAAAAUGGGUCAGGAAGUUUUGUAUGACUACGGCGACAGAUCAAAAGAGUCUCUGAAACAUCACCCAUGGUUGGCGUAUUAAUUUAUUGAAAAAAAGUAUUUUUAUCUUUGAAUUUAUAUAUAUUAUUGUGCAGUUGUAAAUAUUGAAAAUUGAGACUGAGGUUUAAUUUGUUAAUAUUUGAAUUUGUCUCGACCUAAAAUUAAAUUAGUUUCCUAGAUUGGUGUUAAAUUUUAAGAGUUUUAAUAGUUAGUAUACAUGAACAAUUGUGCUUUAAGAUAAUAGAAUUAUUUGCACUGCCUUAUAACUAAAACAGUUCUGUUUUAUAGAACCAAAACUGUUACUUAACUAUUUAUUUUGUAAUUUAUUUUCGAUUCGAUUUUACUGUUAGACAAGCACCAAUUUUUAUAUAUAAAUGUAUAAACGAAUGUGUCGGUUCUUCCGCUUCCUUAUCUUUUAUUAUUCAUGACACAGUUUUAAGACAAACAAUUUAUUUCCGAGGUGCAGGUUUUAAGUUGUACUCUUUGUGUAGAUUCGUAUUUAUCAAUACAUACUGUUUUUUGUAUUCAAUACAGUUAUUAAGUAUAAAA